Messenger RNA from Drosophila innubila, 1733 nucleotides. RefSeq names its product dnaJ homolog subfamily B member 6 (gene mrj). NCBI's taxonomy places the organism in Eukaryota, Metazoa, Arthropoda, Insecta, Diptera, Drosophilidae. Gene Ontology annotation, cellular component: nucleus; cytoplasm. The coding region runs from base 337 to 1128 and encodes 263 amino acids. The record is from RefSeq and is a predicted model, not a curated record. Gene Ontology annotation, molecular function: protein folding chaperone; protein-folding chaperone binding. The transcript is spliced from 7 exons.
UCGUUUUUCUUGCGCAUGGUUUGUUGUUGUUUUCGAGUCUUGGCAUUUUUGCAUUAAAACGCGCUCUCGGCGCUUGUAAACCAACAAAAGUUAUUCUGUUCUGCAAAGUGCAGCGUGCUUGGCUGGAGGAAGCUUUUCAAGCUGCAUUUGAUAAAACAACAAAAGCAAAUAUACAUCUAAGUGGAGAGAACCAAAAAGUUGCGCUUGAACAGUUAGUGGAACGAGUUUCGAUUAUAUUGCAAAUUUUGGACUAGCACGCAGUUGAAUUGAAAGGAAGUCAAUCAAGAAGCAGAUUAUCUAAAAUCCACACACACACACAAUCCACACAGCAACAAAAUGGUGGACUACUACAAAGUAUUGGAUGUGGCUCGCACUGCCACCGACGGUGAAGUCAAAAAGGCCUAUCGAAAAUUGGCGCUGAAAUGGCAUCCUGACAAGAAUCCCGACAAUUUGGAGGAGGCAAACAAACGCUUUCGGGAAUUAUCCGAGGCCUAUGAAGUGCUGUCUGAUGAGAAGAAACGCCGCAUUUACGAUGAGUAUGGCAAAGAUGGCCUAGGGGAUCGGGCACAAAGCCGCUCACAUGCCCGUCAUCAUUAUACACACGACUUUGAUGACUUUGACAUAAUGGGCGGCUUUCCGUUUGUGUUCCGACCCCCCGAGGAUGUAUUCCGCGAAUUCUUUGGCGUCAACUCGCCCUUUGCCGACUUCUUCAGAGAUGCCAAUGGCUAUUCACAAUCGAAUGGCGCCACAAGCAGCAGCAGUCGACGUCAUGCUGGCCAUAAUAAUGUUGGUAGCAGCGGCUCAGCUCGACAUCAUCAUCAUCACCAUCAGCACAAAAUGGCCAGUCCGUUUGGUGCGCCCAUGCUCAACUAUUCAAUGAUGGAUUUUUUCAUGCCCACCAGCGGUUUCACCUCGUUCACCGCCAGCAACAGUGUCGCUGGUGGACACCACAGCAAUGGCGCUGUCAAACGCACUUCCACCUCAACGGUGUUUGUCAAUGGCAAGAAAUUGCUGACCAAACGUGUCGUCGAAAAUGGCAAGGAAACUGUCUUUUCAUAUGAAAAUGAUGUCCUUAAAUCAAAGACUGUGAAUGGAGUAUCCCAAAAGCUCUCUUCAAUAGCGAAUUAAUUAACAAGAAAUUAAAUAAAACAAAACAAAAAACACAAUAUGGGGAAACAACACAAGGAGGUAAAACAAAAGAAAAAGUAGAGGAGUCAAGCAAAAUAAAACCCAAUACGAGCAGCAGCAGCGGCGGCGAAUAUAACAACAACAACAACAUUAACAAAGAAAAAGUCAUAAAUUUAAAUCAACAUUUAAAGAACAAGUUAAAUUCAAGAAUUUGAAGAAUAACUAAGAGUAUGCUUUCUUAACGCUUCGAUGAUAUGUUUAAACAAAUUGUUCUACAUUAGAAUUUAGUUAUUUUUUAAAUGAAAUCGUUUGAAAUGAGCAUCAGCAGCAACAACAACAACAACUACUAGUACAGCCAACAGCAGCAGCAACAAAAGGGGCCAAGCUAGGACAACAACAACAACAAUAAGAACCACAACAACUAAAAUAGCAACAAUAAAUGGCAGUCAAUUAAAUUACUUGUAAAAUGGCCAAUUAUUUGAGUGCGAUUUGAUUCGAAAUUCUUCAAAUUACAAUUCAAUUUGUUUUCAAAAGUUUCGAACAAAAUGCGUGAAAUUUAAUGGCCACGAACAAAAAGCAAGCAAAUAAAACGCUAAAAAGAUAUA